Molecule: messenger RNA, 2697 nt
Organism: Bombina bombina (fire-bellied toad)
Lineage: Eukaryota; Metazoa; Chordata; Amphibia; Anura; Bombinatoridae
Gene: SIGMAR1
Product: sigma non-opioid intracellular receptor 1
Exons: 4
Coding region: 108-782 (224 amino acids)
Cellular component (GO): endoplasmic reticulum
Source: RefSeq, a predicted model, not a curated record
GCGAGGCGGCAGCUGUGACAGAACUUACUGAGACAGGCCCCGCUCACCGGCUGCAGUCACUGUUAGACGUCUCACGCCGCAGCUCGUUACUCGCAACUCCCCGUAUCAUGUUCCCCCGCGCCUGCUCCCGGGCCGUGCUUCCUGCGGUGCUGCUCGCUGUCCUGGCCGUGUCAGUGCAGUUAAUCCGGGGCUGGCUCAACACGAAAUCCUAUGUCUUUACCCAAGCGGAGAUCGCAGGGCUGGCCAAGGAGCACUCUGGUCUUGAUUAUGAAGUUGCCUUUUCUAAGAUAAUCAUUGAGCUACGGAAGAAGCACCCAGGACACAUAUUGCCAGACGAGGACUUGCAGUGGGUGUUUGUCAACGCUGGGGGCUGGAUGGGUUCCAUGUGUCUCCUGCACGCCUCACUCACGGAAUACGUCUUACUGUUUGGCACAGCUGUGGACACCAGUGGUCACUCAGGCCGUUACUGGGCGGAGAUCUCAGACACUAUACUCUCAGGGACAUUUCGUCAAUGGAAAGAAGGGACGACCAAAAGUGAGAUCUUCUAUCCAGGUGACACCAUUGUACAUGAAGUAGGAGAGGCCACCUCUGUCCAGUGGAGCUCCGGCACGUGGAUGGUGGAGUACGGUCGUGGGUUUAUCCCGUCUACGCUGGGCUUUGCUUUGGCUGACACCAUUUUUAGCACCCAAGACUUUCUGACUUUAUUCUACACUGUCAAGGUUUACACAAAAGCGCUCAUCCUGGAGACCAGCACUUGCUUUUCUGAGCUGGGAAUAUUUUAACCGUGAAGAGAAGAUAACCACUUGCUUUCAUGCUGCGUCCAACUGGUAUUUCUGCCACUUCAAUGCUGGAUAAAAGGAGGUGUUACUGACCAGCUCACGUUCUGUAAACUCAGUUAAACGUGAUAAUUCAAUUUCACAUUAAUAAUGACAACAGAUUGGCAUCCUGCUUAUUCAGUGUCACAGUCCAACGAUUAAAACUAAGCUGUGCUCUGAUGCCCACUCUAAGCGCCAACAGUGGGCAUAUCCCAGCUCCCUCAUCCAAAGGAAACCAUUGCCUAAUCUUCUACACAAAUUGUUUUGUACAUGGUGUCCUGUGGACACCUUGUUGGGUUCUUUUUGUGAGGUUUGUUCACUGUCCUGACCCAUCUUCUUAUUGUUUUAUGGACCAGAGAGCGACAGUAGAAUUGUCUUAGGGAUAACCGGUAGCAAUUCUCUUUAUUGCACAUUAAAGAGGGUAUUUUAAAAUGGUGUACAGGUCUGUUUCACGUUUAUAUAAUGAACAAACCAUUUUGUUUCCAUUCUUCUAUGUCCUUGUCAAUUAAAUAUGUUCUGCUAGUUGUAAAGGGGCAUUCUAGACCCUAUGUCACUAGUGUUUAUUUUACAGAUAAAUCCUUCCUUCCGUAAACUACCAAGGUAAACCCUGGCUCUGCUGCUUUUCACUGCGCUCUAGGUUUAUGGCCCCCAGCAUUAGUCGCUUAUUGCUUUAAUGUCCCUUGUAAACUAUGUGUUUACACCCUUUAGCAGACCUAUGUAGGAGCUGUUGCACAUUACAAUUUCUGGUUACAUAUUGUACUAAUUAGCUAAUAUAUAUAGCUGCAGUUUGUUGUAGCUUCCAAGCUAUGUGUUUAACUUUAGGGGGGCACACUAGACUACAUUUUUAUGUUCAUUUCAAUGUCCCUUUAAUGACACAGGGACUAGAAUGUUCUAAGAUUAAAUGUAAAUAACAUAAAACCUAAUUUUUAUGCCAACAAUGAACCUAUACUAUAGACCUCAUAGGAAUUAGUUGCCUUUUUUCCCUUUAUACAGAAUACACAGCAAGGCUUUUAUUUCAGAAUGAUAUGAAGAAGACACGUGCACAGCAGUUUUAUUUAUAGCAAAUGAUCUACACUUUCUGUGCAAUGACAAGUGAUCAUGUGUUCAAGGGACGUUAAGAACUAAAUACAUUUUAUAAUCAUAGUAUUGUUAUUCCCCUCCUCCCUCGCGGCAUGGGGCCGCCAUGUUGAAAACUAGCUUUCACUUUUUCCGAUGCGUAAGUAUUUGCACACGUGCAGCAAGUCUCCCUCCGAUACCUGCAGUGUAACCUAGAUUACAAAAUGACAUCACCCAUAAUUAGAGGGGGAGGUGCAUGAAAUGUAUUUAGUGUUAUAGAGUUGCACUUCUAAUGCUCCUAUAGUCUCUUUUAAACCCCAAAUAGAGCAGCAAUUUUAAGCAACUUUCUAAUUUACUCCUAUUAUCAAUUUUUCUUAGUUCUCUUGGUAUCUUUAUUUAAAAAAGCAGGAAUGUAAGCUUUGGAGCCGGCCCAUCUUCGGUUCAGCAUCUGGGUAGCACUUUCAGAUUGGUGUCUAAAAUGUAGCCACCUAUCAGCACUACCCAGGUGCUGAACCAAAAAUGGGCCGGAUCUUAAGCUUACAUUCAAAUAAAGACACCAAGAGAACGAAGAAACAUUGAAAUUAGGAGAUAAAUUAGAAAGUUGCUUAAAAUUGCUGAAAAUCUGAAUCAUAAAAGUUUUAUUUUGACUAAACUAUCCCUUUAACUGUAGCUCUAAAAGAUGAUUUUUGUUUUUUAAUGAUGUCACAAUCAUCAUCACAUCUGGUUUUGUUUUUGGGGAUACCAUUUCCUUACAAAUAUCUGUUUUGUUUAGAGAGAGAAAUAUAUGCAAUUGUUUAAAUAAAGCAUCCAACACUAUUUUGUAAAA